GACAGAGAGAGAGGAGAGCCCGAAGUUCCAUUAUUUUGCUGCUAUUUUUUUCUCUUUCUCUCUCAACAAUAAAGCUCAAAUAUUUCCCGGUAAACUCAAAUAUGGAGAAAUCCAAUUUCAAAUCGAAUUCCAAUUCCAAUUCAAGUUCCAACUCCAAUCACAGCUACCACCACCGGAAUUUUCACAGGCAGAAUAGUCACAUAUCAAUGUCGGACACCGACUCACAGGUGAGUCAAAUGGACUCGUUCCACUCACCUCUCCGAUCCGACUCACCUCUCCGUUCCGAUGAACCCUUUCCCGAUCACCGCUCCACCAAGUCACUCUCCUCAAAAGCCUUAGUUUCAGUCGACAAAUACUACUCUCCACUUCGAUCUCCCCGUAAACCUUCCUGGGAGAAUUUAAGCUUACCUCCGACACCUACUCCGCCGUCGGAAGCCGGCAACAAGGAUCGGGAUUCGGCGCGGACGAUGAAUUUUAGUAGGGCGGUUAGGGAGGAUAUGACUACCGGGGUGACGAAGGUGGGACCCGUUCGUGGUGGUGACGUGGAAGGUGGAGAGGUGGCCGGAGGGGAGAGGCCGCCUCCGAGGACACCAGGGCGUUCGAAGAGGGAACUGAUGCUGAACAGGGCGGCGUUAGGGUUUAGGGUUUGUGAGUUAAUUUUGUGCUGUAUUUCUUUCUCGAUCAUGGUAUCUGAUAAAACUGAAGGUUGGAGCGGUGACUCUUAUGAUCGGUACAAGGAGUACAGGUAUUGCGUCGCUGUUAAUAUUAUUGGAUUUGUAUACUCUGCAUUUCAAGCAUGUGAUCUAGCAUACAAUUUGGCAAGCUGGAAACACUUUUUCUCUCACCACGUGCGAUAUCAUUUUGAUUUCUUGAUGGAUCAGAUAUUGGCUUAUCUUCUUAUGUCAGCAUCUUCUUGUGCUGCAACGAGGGCAGAUGACUGGAUAUCAAAUUGGGGAAAAGAUGAAUUUACAGAGAUGGCAACAGCAUCUAUUGGGUUAUCCUUCCUGGCUUUUAUAGCCUUUGCAUUUAGCUCCCUCAUAUCUGGUUACAACCUCUGCAACCGUAAUUCCUCGUGACCCGAGAAUGAGUUCAUAUUAGUCGUUGAGUAUAUUUGAGUAUCGCUACAUAAAAUUUUAUUUCUAGCUGGAAAAGCUGUACAGAUUUAGCGAAUAGAAUCAACUGUAUAACUGUUCUUUUCCUACUACAGAUAAAUAAGAUGUGCAGAUGUAGUUAGCUAAGUACUGUGUUGGAGUAUGUAUAAAAUGUGAGGGAACCCAAGAGAUGAACCAGAAACCAAUAGCGAAGAGGUCGUAUUCUCAACGUCGUCCUUUUGUUUUUUGGUUACUAAAGCUAGAAUCACAGUUAAUGUUAAUAUUUUUUUGGCAGAGAAUGAGAAGCCCCUCAGUAUCCUUGUAGUA
This is a messenger RNA of Nicotiana attenuata, 1418 nucleotides long. Its product is annotated as CASP-like protein 4A3. The record is from RefSeq and is a predicted model, not a curated record. Lineage: Eukaryota; Viridiplantae; Streptophyta; Magnoliopsida; Solanales; Solanaceae. The transcript is spliced from 3 exons. The coding region runs from base 102 to 1076 and encodes 324 amino acids.